CAUCGAUCCCUAAAGCGUUCGUAAUAAGCCGUGUGUAUUAGGUGGAACGUUCGAGUGAAGAUCUCUGAGUUCCGAGUCCAUCUCUGCGUAAAUUAACAGAUCUGCACUAGAAGUUUCAGAGUAAGUCACAAUGUCGGACGAAGCACAUAGGAGAAUGAAUUUGGCCUUUGGCGGAGGGAUAUUUCUCGGAACGUACCAGUUAGGCGUCGCUAAAGCGUUUUACAAUAAUGGCCAGGCGUUACUGGAUCACGUGGAGUGCUACAGUGGAGUGUCCAGUGGCGUUAUUGCUGCUGCUCUAUUGCUGUUAUGUCCGGAUAAAAUAGGGGAGUACAUCGCACACGCUAAGGUGCUAGCCGAUGAAAUCCGAAAACGAGGCGGGCUCAGCCCGGAACUGAAACCAUCUCUGGCAGACAGACUCAAGAAAGUACUGGUGUCGAUUUUGCCGGAGGACGCGUACCAAAAGGCGACGGGCAGGCUGUGUAUCACAGCAACGCCUUUCAAAAAGAUGAAACACGACUACACUAUGCCGGUGUACUGGGGUGAUGGCACGUCGUGGAUGAGGUAUGGUCUUUCCAAGGGGACUACGGCGCUGGAUAUUUUUAAGAAGUUGACAGUAUUCCCUGAAAAUAAACUACAUCCUAUCACAGAGUAUAAAGACAACGAGUAUCUAAUUAAUGCAAUUAUUGGUGCAACGUACAUUCCUCUUUGGGGAGGCCCAGAAUUUCCGGAAUUUGAUGACUUGUGUUGGAUGGACGCUGGCUUCACGAACAACCUUCCACGAACAGACUGUUUUUCCAACGACUACAAAACCAUAUCUAUAUCACCGUACAUGGGGGAUAACCUGUCCAUCUGUCCAGCCAAAAACAUCAACGGUGUCGAGCGCGACCCGACAUUCUUCACAGGCCAACCUCUCGACUGGAGUAUUUGGAACCUGACCCGAGCAAAGGACGCCCUCUACCCACAGUCAGGCGAGACGUUGCAUGAAUACUACGAGUACGGUUUCUUCGAUACGGACAGAUUCUUAAGACGUCUUGUCAGAGAUUAGGCGUACAUGUAGUUAUGAGUGUCAAAAUUAUUUGUGCAAUUGUACAUGUAUAAGUGGUUAUAUUCUACAAAAACGAACUAAAAUACGUUUGGCACGCCAUUGUGCCUGGUCGUUGUGUCAUUUCAUAUUCCGAUGUUCAUCUCAGACAACAAAAGCAGCGACAUGUUACAUCGAUGGACGAUAGAUAUUUAUUACAAAAUUGUUUCACGUCUUAUCAGUCAAACAAGCAUUUCCAAUAACAGUCGUUGAGGGCAGUCAUUAGAAAUUCCCUUCAAGUCCAAUGGAAUUAUAUAUGUCUCGCGUAUUCUCAAACAUUUUUUUUUUCAAAUACUGUUCACAGCCAUGCUAGAGGCGCCGUCCAAUAUUAAUCCGUCCAUUGCAUGAGAAUUCUUUUCAAUCUAAGAUACGAUAUUCCCUUGUUAUAACAACAAAAAUAAAUUCGCCAGGAAAGUUUCUCACCAAA
Saccoglossus kowalevskii is the source of this 1508-nucleotide messenger RNA. RefSeq names its product patatin-like phospholipase domain-containing protein 4. Gene Ontology annotation, biological process: lipid homeostasis; triglyceride catabolic process. Gene Ontology annotation, molecular function: triacylglycerol lipase activity. Lineage: Eukaryota; Metazoa; Hemichordata; Enteropneusta; Harrimaniidae. The record is from RefSeq and is a predicted model, not a curated record. Gene Ontology annotation, cellular component: cytoplasm; membrane; lipid droplet.